Molecule: messenger RNA, 746 nt
Organism: Rhagoletis pomonella (apple maggot)
Lineage: Eukaryota; Metazoa; Arthropoda; Insecta; Diptera; Tephritidae
Source: RefSeq, a predicted model, not a curated record
AGAUUGAAUCCUUUUACUUGUCCUCAAUGUCGACAUCCUAACCCAGCAUUUCACAAGAUAUAUCUAAAUCUUGAAGAAACAGGAGAUGGUGAAAAUGUAGAACUCUUAAAAACUACACUAAGUGAAACCGAACUCAAAUUACAGAAAAUGGAAAAGAUAGUCGCAUCUGAAAGAUACAGCCAAAUCUUGUCAAGUUCAAAUAGUAACCUUUUGAUGGAACCAUUUGGAAGGCAAGCAGUAAUAAUAAAAGGAGUUUCCAUAAACGACAUUAAAAGUCCGCUUGCUGAGACUGUUUUGAUGCUAACCAACAUUAUGGAUCUUCCAUGUGAACAUGCGGAUAUUGAAACGGUUUUCAUAUUAGAUAGGAAGUAUCUUUUAAGAACUCAAAACCAAUGUAACAAAUUUAAUGUCGCGGUAAAAUUUAGCACAGAGGAGAUGAGAAAUCUUUUUAUGGACAAAAAGUCAAUGCUGGUUAGUAAAGGAAUAACAUUGACUGAAUAUGUGGAUCAAAACACAAAUGAGUUAUUUACAUAUGCCAAAUUACUGACCACUCGGGACUUCAAACACGUUUUUUUCAGAAACAACUGUAUUUUCGCGCAAAAAAAUGAUAAUGACAUUUUACAUCAAAUACAUUCUAAGCAAGAUGUUGAUAGAAUGCUUGCUUAGAAGAUUUUAUAACAUAAAUGUGUAUAUUACAAAUACUUGACACAUAAAUUAAAAACCAAUUUCCCUUACCAUUAAUAUCA